GUCACAAUGCUGCGUGCUCUCUGGAUUUUUCAACUUUUACUUUUUGCCCUGAUAAAUGAGUUGGAAUCGUCCCAGACGCAUUACCAUCGCUAUAUGCUGGCCAACUAUAGAGCGCAGCACAGUCCAAAGACCCAGAUGGACUACAGACGACGUCGGACAUCGGAAGUCCAGGAAGAGCAGAUGGGAAGAGGAAGAGCAGUCCAGGAAGAGCAGGAUGAACGUAAGGCACGCUAUGGCACCUCCAAGGAACCCGUGGUAAUGCUAACCAAAUCUCUGAGGAAAGUGCCGCUGCAUGAGUUGAUGGUUCGCAUCUAUCAAAAAAACAAGUAUGCCUGCAUGGGAACGGUGAUUUCUGAGAAGCUGGUGGUCACGGCAGACACCUGCUUUGAAUCUGCGGCCAACGAUGUGGUGACCAUGAAGAUGUUCGACAAUUCAGUGCUUGAUGGGCACCGAAUCCCAAUCAACAGCACCUAUCUAAAGGGUGCGGAUCCCUUGCUGACCACCAUCGAACUUACCAGUCCCCCGAAAAAUUCCAAACUAUUUGGUGACACUGUGAAGCUUUGCAGCGCCGAGCUGGAAAAUUACGAAUCCGUUGAGCUGCCACUUUGGAUAAGAAGUCGCCACAGCAUUCACUCGCAAAUAUCCUAUGUCCUGCCGAUCCAGGAGUGCCGGCACCGCAUGAAGGAUCCCAACGCCCAUGUGACCAUCAGCACCAUGAUCUGCGCCAAGAACAUGAAGUAUACGUCCCAUUGCCAGCUGGCCAUCGGGAAUCCCCUGAUCCACGCCGAAAUGAUCUGUGGAAUCAACGUGGCCGGCCACAACUGCCCCACUUUCACGGGUGUCGAUCUGUACAUUAGAAUCUACGAUGCCCUGGAUUUCUCCAUACGAGGCAUGGAAAUCAUUAAAAACUCCCGCAUAGAAGAUACAAUACUUUAGUGGAUUAUAAACACCCUGUUUCGCUGCAAAAUAAAUAAUAAUAAAUUGGCUGGCUCCUCUUGAAUAAUGAAUUUCAAGCUUAAGAA
Molecule: messenger RNA, 1022 nt
Organism: Drosophila elegans
Lineage: Eukaryota; Metazoa; Arthropoda; Insecta; Diptera; Drosophilidae
Product: seminase-like
Exons: 1
Coding region: 7-936 (309 amino acids)
Biological process (GO): proteolysis
Molecular function (GO): serine-type endopeptidase activity
Source: RefSeq, a predicted model, not a curated record